Molecule: messenger RNA, 4364 nt
Organism: Seminavis robusta
Lineage: Eukaryota; Bacillariophyta; Bacillariophyceae; Naviculales; Naviculaceae
Source: the annotation of a GenBank genome assembly
AGAUUAUUGUUUUGGAAAUUUGCAUCUGAUUUUCUUGUUCUGUCGUUCCUAAGUUUUUGAUUUCAAUAUUAGCAAAAUGUCAAAUAUCCACAUACGUUUUCGGCCAUGACAAGCUUCAGAAGUGAUGGCCAAAUUCUUCCGCCUUCAUUUAUUCUCUCCUGGAUCCGAGCCCCAUCAUCGUGCUUGUCACCGAAAACGAAUUCAAUCAAAAGGAUCCCAUCAUCAUCAUUGCUCUCUUGUAAGUCUUCCAUCGACCGUCUGUUGGCCUUGAACGGAACACUCCAGUGUAGCUAGCCAAAGACAGCAACAUGAUUGACCCACCCGCAUCCGCCGAGGAGGAGGAGGCUCCAGCCCGAUGCUACAAGGACAAUGACGAUAGUAGUGGCGAGGAUGAGAAGAAGAAGUACCCGGAAGAAUUCUUUCAGCAAUGGCUGGACAAGAACAAGAAGGAGCUGACCGACAAGGUUCCUACGAUGGACCCUUCUCGUGCCAAAUUCUUUCAAGCCGCUUGUCAGCACGUGCAAGACUGUCAGACGGACCUCGCCACGGCCACCAAGAAACGAGAUGAAAUUCAAAAGCACAAACCAGUCGACAAGGAUGCUCUCGAGAAAGCCAACCAGGCGGUCGAUGCGGCCGCCAAGGCAUUGGCGCAAUCCAAAGACGACGCUUUGAAACAGAGUAUUCCACUCUUGGAUGCCUGGGAUUCACACACCAUGGCGGAUGACACGCACAAAUUGCUGCUCGUGACUGACGUUCUUUUGCAAGCCACACCCAAGGGAUUGGCCCAAUAUUGUGCGUCGGCCACGGACGAUCAAGCCAAGGCGUUGGUACAACUCCUCCAAGAUCCUCGGCAAUAUCCUCUCUUGGAGACCAUGGUCUUGGCCGGAGGCGCCAAAAAUGGAAAAUACGGAGCCGCUCUCGAAUUGUACAAUGCGCUCGAACCACACAUGAUCCAUCCCAAAGAUCCCGUGCUCCAGCGUCUUCGAUUGGCCGUGGCAUUGGAAUUGGCCGAACCCAUUGGGGCAUUUCAUUUGGACGGCAUCUAUAUCGAUCCCAUUCAUCGCUAUUGUCAUUACCAAGAUGCCUGGCGAUUUGGAGCAUUGGAUCCGGUGUUUGGAACUGUAUUUGGCGUAUGGGAAAUGCGCAUGAUUGUCGACAGUCUCGCUCCCGAUGACCAAUUGGCGUGGUGUCGAGAAAUGAUGCGCAAUUAUCGUCCCGAUCACAUGCUAUUGGCCGACAAGUGGCGGUACUGUCGCAUUGUCCGAUCCGAUGUCUUUUAUACCGGCAGGCCCAAUUGGGAUCCCAAUCGACCUUUGGAUUUUCCACAAAUUCUGUCAGGAGGUGGAGAAUGCGGACCACGGGCUUGGAUGGGUCGGUUUGCUUGCAAGGCAUUUGGUAUCCCCACUUGGGGCGUGAAAGAGCCAGGACACGCUGCCAUGUCCCGUUGGACUGCCGAUGAAGGAUGGGUGGUCUGCUUGGGAGCCGCCAUGAAAGUCGCCUGGUGGGACUCGGAGCAUGGACUACACUUCCAGGUGGAUGCUGCCGCACGCAAAGUCUUGGCGCCAAAAGAUGAUUUGGGAAAACCUAACGUAGCCUACGGUGUCAAGAUCUUGGCCAUGGAAUGGAUUGCUCAUCUCAAUGGGGAAUCGCCUGGACAGGUCGUUCGCAAUUGCAUGCCAGAUCCCAAGGCACUUUGGUUUUCUCUGUCCUUGAUGCAACGAAAGCGCAUUGCUCCGCCACCAUCGGAGCUUGACGAUGACGAUGAUAUCGUCACCAUCCACAACAACAACACCAAAAGUCAACCACCGAUCCCACAGUUGGAACGACUUUUGUUGCGCAACCAGACCAUUACCGAAGACAUUGUGACUCUGGGCAACGGCACAGUCAUCAUCCCCGCGGCCAAUACCAGCGAUCCUACCAAGAAUACCGGAAAUGUCUUGUUCAUGGAUAGCUUCUUGGGAGGAAAGCAACUCUUUAUUAAGGACAAGGAUGGGCAUGUCGAGUACACACUCACAUCGCCGCCACCAGGAGGCAAGUAUCAGCUGACUUGUCAUUGUGUCAAUGUGCACGACGACAAGGUCAAGCCACCCCUCCUCGUGACAAUUGACGGCGGAGAAGAUGGAGAUGAUCGCGGAGACGACGGAGUCAUCUUGCCGCAUGCGGAUGACAAGCUGUGUUCCGUUUAUUCCGUUGCUCUCCCAUACACCAAGGGGAUGUGGCAGGAAACUGCUCCCGUUGUGGUCGAGGUCCCCACGGGAGUGUCCACGUGUAAGAUUGCCUUGUCGAGGGACGGUAGCACUGGUACCGCACGCGGAUUGGUCCUCAAGGAGCUCAAGUUGGUCCCGUUGAAGAAGCUCGAGUGAGCGAGAUAGUUACAUCGGUUGAUCUUCCCUGGUUGGGUUGGAUUGGACGCUUCUACAAUACAUGUAUUGCAUGCUUUUACGAUGACAGUCUUUCUACUAACACAAAAUCCCUGUUGGUUUGGCCAACGGGCAACUUAUCCCUUGAAAGAUGGCUCUGCAGGGAGUCGAGUCAGUCAACAACAUUCCCGUGACUUCUCUAAUAACAAGACUUUCGACAAAAACUACAUACGGUACAUGUAGCGCAACUCACGUACCGGGUAAGACUGGCUAGCUACAUGUAGCUCAUUCGGAGACGACUGCAUUUGAAAUGUAGUAUAAAAGUGGUUGCGCGUAGAUCUGAAUUCCUUCAAGAAACUUCAGCAACCGAAUUGGAAAGCACACGUUUUCAAUGUGCGGCAGAUUAGUUGUAGCAGUACCGUACGCACAGCAUGGACCGGUUCGGCAAGGUCAAAGAUUGCUGCGAAUUCAAUCAUUUCUCUCCCCCUAGUCGAUGGUGGUUUCGUCUACUGGCUAGAGAAAAAGCCUUUAACAUCGACGACCCAGCACAAAUGGGCAAAUCCUGAAAGCUCAUGGUUUCCUUGUUUAAAAAUUUGCAGCGUUUGGUCACCCAUCCAUUACUCCCACCAUUCAAAGCCAAUUUCAUCCAGCAUCGCUUUCCUCUCUGGUUCAAGUGAACCGUUUGCAAAACGUAUCCUUUGGUAGUCUACCCACUUACCAAGAGGAGUUCCUAUAGCAAGCUUCUUGGUGUAGCACUGCUUCAGCUCCUCAUAGCUGUCCAGCCAAGAUUUUUCAUAAAUCUCAUCAAAGUCCCAUGUAAAUCCAACUUUGUCAAGUUUUUCUUUACGGUCUGGUCGCAAGGUGCCAUUUUUGUUUCGUAUCCGUUGAUUGUGCACCCAAAUGCCAAGCCCUUCAUCUUCAGGAUAUCGAUAUGGCACACACGUAUGACCAUAUUCUUCCUUGAAUCUAACAACCUUGGCAUAUUGUGAAUUCCACAAAGUUUCCUGUUCUGGUUUCUUCACCUCAACAAACCUUUUAAGCCUCCAUUCAAAACCAAUGGAUUCCAGCAUCUCUUGUCUGUCCCUCCUGAGUUUGUCAAUAGUGUACAGACGGCGCUGAGUUCCGACCCAUAUACCCAGAGUGCCUUCCUUGUGAGGUACUCUGCAGUGUCCAUGAGUUGCCUUGUAUUCCUUCAGUGCCUCAAACAUUGCCAUCCACCGCCUCUCAUGCUUGUCCAUUUUGGCAUCCGUCCACAAGAAUCCAAUCUCGUCCAUCUGAGUGAUCUGUUCCUGUGUCAACCUUCCCCGUUGUCUCCUUAAACAUUGAAUCCAUAAUGCUAGGUUUGGAUAUUCUUUUGACUGCGAGGGUAUGUUGACUGUGCCAUGGAUCUCUUUAUAUUCCAGCAGCGCAGCAAUAUUCUGAUCCCUAGUAGGAUUGUUGACUGUGAGUGUGCUGAGGUUGACAUCAUUUUCCAGAUGUAAUAUUCUGGUUUCUGCUGGUUGGCCGCAUGUUCUGUUUAUGGUGGUUGUUGUUGUUACUGUACCGGUUUCAUGUUGCUCGUUGGACGAUAAAAACAACAACGCAGCGGGCUUAGUCCAAAGCCUACUAGUAGUCGAUGCAUGUUCCAAGUGCCUGUGAUAUCGGGUCGGUUUUCGGAUUCCGACGUCGGCAAAAGUAAAAGCCUUUGCACCAUAUUGAUGCUCGUGCAAUGGGGAUAUUAGGAUGCAGAGGAACACUUCCAGGAUAGAGACCAUGAUCUUCAAAAUAAUGAGGGGUUCAGAGAUGAUUAGGCCAGAGGUGAUGGGCUGAUUGGAACAAAUACGUCAAUACCAGCAUACCAGCACAUGUAGGUCAUGUACGAGUAUGUUGAGGUUACGAUGGAGGGAACUAUGGAAAGGGGGGCUAGAUGGUUUUUAAGGAGCGAGGGGGGCUGAGUUUUGGCAGUGCGGGACAUCUGUGGGGGAAAACCAUGAUUUCGGGCCCUUCUGUUUGGGCCUCUACAUG